Molecule: messenger RNA, 6419 nt
Organism: Erinaceus europaeus (western European hedgehog)
Lineage: Eukaryota; Metazoa; Chordata; Mammalia; Eulipotyphla; Erinaceidae
Gene: KCNQ5
Product: potassium voltage-gated channel subfamily Q member 5
Exons: 14
Coding region: 318-3011 (897 amino acids)
Biological process (GO): transmembrane transport; potassium ion transport
Cellular component (GO): membrane
Molecular function (GO): voltage-gated potassium channel activity
Source: RefSeq, a predicted model, not a curated record
AUAAGAGGCAGCCCGCCAGCCCUCUCAAAGUGACGCCCCGGACAGGUCUUGACUUCGACUUCCGAGAGGAGGCUGCUACAAAUUGGGACUCUGCCUCCUCCGCACAACGCCCUCCCCCCUCACCCCCACAGCCGCUUCCCGCCCCGAAGCCCCGGGCGGUUCGCGGGCUGCCGGCUACCACGCCCCCGGCCCGGAGGUCGCGAGCCGGCGGGCGCCCCGUCGGCCCAGGCUUCCUCCUCGAAACCCUCCGGCGCGCAUGAGGCCGCUGCCCCCGCCGCAGGCGCUGGCGCCCCCUUCGCGGUGCCCGUGGUGAUGCCAUGCCCCGCCACCACGCGGGAGGAGAGGAGGGCGGCGCCGCCGGGCUCUGGGUGAGGAGCGGCGCGGCGGCGGCGGCGGCGGGCGGGGGGCGCCCGGGCAGCGGCAUGAAGGAUGUGGAGUCGGGCCGGGGCAGGGUGCUGCUGAACUCGGCGGCCGCCAGGGGCGACGGCCUGCUGCUGCUGGGCACCCGCGCGGCCGUGCUGGGCGGCGGCGGCGGCGGCAGAGGCGGCGGCGGCGGCGGCCUGAGGGAGAACCGCCGGGGCAAGCAGGGGGCCCGGAUGAGCCUGCUGGGGAAACCGCUCUCGUACACCAGUAGCCAGAGCUGCCGGCGCAACGUCAAGUAUCGGCGGGUGCAGAACUAUCUGUACAACGUGCUGGAGAGACCCCGCGGCUGGGCGUUCAUCUACCACGCGUUCGUUUUUCUCCUUGUAUUUGGUUGCUUGAUUUUGUCAGUGUUUUCCACCAUCCCUGAGCACACAAAAUUGGCUUCAAGUUGCCUCUUGAUCCUGGAGUUUGUGAUGAUUGUUGUCUUUGGUUUGGAGUUCAUCAUUCGAAUCUGGUCUGCUGGGUGCUGUUGUCGGUAUAGAGGAUGGCAAGGAAGAUUGCGCUUUGCCCGGAAGCCCUUUUGUGUUAUAGAUACUAUUGUUCUUAUCGCUUCAAUAGCAGUUGUUUCUGCAAAAACUCAGGGUAAUAUUUUUGCCACGUCCGCACUGAGAAGUCUCCGUUUUCUACAGAUCCUCCGUAUGGUGCGCAUGGACCGCAGGGGAGGCACUUGGAAAUUACUAGGUUCAGUGGUUUAUGCUCACAGUAAGGAAUUAAUCACAGCUUGGUACAUUGGCUUUUUAGUUCUUAUUUUCUCAUCAUUCCUUGUCUAUCUGGUGGAAAAGGAUGCCAAUAAACAGUUUUCAACAUAUGCUGAUGCUCUCUGGUGGGGCACAAUUACAUUGACAACGAUUGGCUAUGGAGACAAAACUCCCUUGACUUGGCUAGGAAGAUUGCUUUCUGCAGGCUUUGCACUACUUGGCAUUUCAUUCUUUGCACUUCCUGCUGGCAUUCUUGGCUCAGGUUUUGCAUUAAAAGUACAAGAACAGCACCGCCAGAAACACUUUGAGAAGAGAAGGAACCCAGCAGCUAACCUUAUUCAGUGCGUUUGGCGUAGUUAUGCAGCUGAUGAGAAGUCUGUUUCCAUUGCAACUUGGAAGCCACACUUGAAGGCCUUGCACACCUGCAGCCCCACCAAGAAAGAACAAGGUGAAGCAUCUAGCAGUCAGAAGCUAAGUUUUAAGGAGCGAGUCCGCAUGGCUAGCCCAAGGGGCCAGAGUAUUAAAAGCAGACAAGCCUCAGUAGGUGACAGGAGAUCCCCGAGCGCCGACAUCACAGCCGAGGGCAGCCCCACCAAAGUGCAGAAGAGCUGGAGCUUCAAUGACCGAACCCGCUUCCGGCCCUCUCUGCGACUCAAAAGCUCUCAGCCAAAACCAGUGAUAGACGCUGACACAGCUCUUGGCACUGAUGAUGUGUAUGAUGAAAAAGGAUGCCAGUGUGAUGUAUCAGUAGAAGACCUCACCCCACCACUUAAGACUGUCAUUCGAGCUAUCAGAAUUAUGAAAUUUCAUGUUGCAAAACGAAAGUUUAAGGAAACAUUACGCCCUUAUGAUGUAAAAGAUGUCAUUGAACAAUAUUCUGCUGGUCAUCUGGACAUGCUGUGCAGAAUUAAAAGUCUUCAAACACGUGUGGAUCAAAUUCUUGGAAAAGGGCAAAUCACAUCAGAUAAGAAGAGCCGAGAAAAAAUAACAGCAGAACAUGAAACCACAGAUGACCUCAGUAUGCUUGGCCGGGUGGUCAAAGUUGAAAAACAGGUACAGUCCAUUGAGUCUAAGCUAGACUGCCUACUAGACAUAUAUCAACAAGUUCUUCGGAAAGGCUCUGCCUCAGCCCUUACUUUGGCCUCAUUCCAGAUCCCACCUUUUGAAUGUGAACAGACCUCUGACUAUCAAAGUCCUGUGGAUAGCAAAGACCUGUCCAGUUCUGCACAAAACAGUGGUUGCUUAUCCAGAUCGGCUAGUGCCAACAUCUCCCGAGGCCUGCAGUUCAUUCUGACGCCAAAUGAGUUCAGUGCUCAGACUUUCUACGCACUUAGCCCAACUAUGCACAGUCAGGCACCACAGGUGGCAAUGAGUCAGAGUGAUGGUUCCACAAUGACAGCCACCACCAACAACAUUGCAAACCAAAUAAAUGCAGCACCCAAGCCAGCAACCCCUACAACCUUACAGAUCCCACCUCCGCUCCCAACCAUUAAGCAUCUGCCCAGGUCAGAGACCCUACAUCCAAACCCUACAGGCUUACAGGAAAACAGUUCUGAUGUCACCACCUGCCUUGUUGCCUCCAAGGAGAAUGUUCAGGUUGCACAGUCAAAUAUGACCAAGGACCGUUCUCUGAGAAAAAGCUUUGAUAUGGGAGGAGAAACUCUAUUGUCUGUCCACCCCAUGGUGCCCAAGGAUUUGGGCAAAUCUUUGUCUGUACAAAACCUGAUCAGGUCGACAGAAGAACUAAAUAUACAGCUUUCAGGGAGUGAGUCAAGUGGCUCCAAAGGCAGCCAAGAUUUUUAUCCCAAGUGGAGGGAGUCUAAAUUGUUUAUAACAGAUGAAGAGGCAGGUCCCGAAGAGACUGAGACAGACAAUUUUGACACCAUUUAGCAACCAGCCAGGGAAUCUGCUUUUGCAUCAGACUAAGGACUGGAAGAUUGCGAUCAUCUCAGAGCAUUUGUAAGGCAGGAGAAAAGUACAGAUGCCCUCGGCUUGCCUCAUGUCAAACUGAAAUAAGUUUUUUUGUUUCCUUUCUAGGCAUAGCAGUUCCUUUAGCCAUACAUAUCAUUGCAUGAACUAUUUUGAAAGCCCUUCUAAAAAGCUGAAAUUGUAAGAAUCAGGAAGAAUGUGAAAGGCAGUCUUUAAGCCCGUUAUAUUUUAAUUGCAUGAAAAUGCAUGUUUAGGGAUGGCUGAAAUGCUAAGGUACAUCACCACUAACCCAUCACUUAAUAACGUACCUUGAGUUUAAAAUCUUACAAAAACCAAACACUGCUAAUACAAUGAAGUGUAUGAAAUGCCAAGAUUUGGUCAUUUAGAAGAUUUGACUCUGUAUUUUGAAAUCAUGGGAGUGAACACCCUCAAAUUUCAGCUUUGUAAUUAAGUACAAAAUACACUUUUAAUCAGGCCAUCCUGUAUAUUUAAACACAAAGGCUAUUACCAACAGCUGCUAACACGGUGUCCAGUUAAGCAGGAUUUGAGAAUAAUAGAGAUGGCUGCUUGUUUUAAGAUAUAUUUGCCAACCCAUUCCUAUCCAGCUGUUUUAUUAUUAAUGUAAUUUGAAUGCCAACUUGUGUGCUUUUGGUGAUUUAACACUGUGGGCAAGCAAUUUUGCACAUCUUUAUUACAUUUUUCUUUACAGAAAGUGUUCUUCAAUUAGAAAAUGUGCAUAGUGAAAUUUAGGGCCAGUGGGGCACACUGACUAUAUUUGACACAUUUGACUCCAUAACAUAUUCCCUCACAGCUGAAUCAACUUUAUAAACUGUCAGUUUCCACACAAAAUGUUGAUGAGUAGAAUGGCCAGCGCUUUUAGCCUGAUCUCUCUGCAAUGGUACCUCCCAAGUCUUGCCAAUACUGCCCACAAAAAAGGGGAGUGUGCAGAGCUAUUCCCACUAACUGAUAAGCAGCGUCCCAAGGACUGAGACAUCUGAUUCCAAACAAGAUGGGAAAGGUCUGAAAUGAAUCCAGAUGCUACUGGAAGUUGGUGAAGUUAAAGAAAAUGACUGUCCUCCACACACAUACCUUCAAAGGGCAGUGAGAAAGAAAUCAAAAUCAAAGAACUUGACUUUGGAAAAUUGUUGUCUCUAGGAAAUCUAAACCCCUUAUUCUUAUAAAUAAACUGAGAGUUUUGCAAGGUAUUUUUUUAAUAGGCCUUGGAGGUUUUUUGCUAUUAUAUAGUGCAUUUUGCAUAUGAAAGGCUAAACUGAACCUCUUUUACUUUUUGUACUGUAGUGAACAUUUUCUAUUCUCCCCAAGAAUACUCCCUCAAAUCUGAAAUUAUUGGUUCUGUUUCUUGUUUUAUUAGCAGCUACGAACCAGGUAAUGCCUGCAGGAUUUACAAAUCAAAGCAUUUAACAGUACCAUGGCAGUAAAAAUGCCAAAGGAAACAUGGGAAAAGAUAUAUUUAACAUAAAGUAAGAAAGGCCAACUGUUCAUUAGAAAUUAGUCUAAUUGUCUCAGACCACCAAAAUGUUGAACUGCAAAAUAAUGGGGAAAAAAAAGAAAGAAAAGGUGAGCAAAAAUGAGAUAGUACUUCUAUUCCACUAACUCUAGUCACAGAAGUUCUUAGAAGAGAAAGAGUUCUUUAUUUUCACGAGAAUAAUGCUAACUACUAAACUACCUAUUAAAGCAUCUCUAGUAGCCAAGAGAAAAGAUCAUUGGCUAUCCAUAGGAAGAAAGUUGACCCUUAAAUGUAUCGACCGACCUUUCCCCAGACUCUCCCCAAUAGGCUUUCUCCAUCCCUGACCCCCUCUACUAUCUUUCUCCAUUAGCCAUUUUUUCAUUCCCUGCCACUGUUUUGCUUCAGAACUUCACAAGGCCUUAAUUAAUCACCAACCCCCAAGUAAACAAUUUCUCCAUUCUACCUAAAAUGUACUUCUCAAUUUUUUCAAAAAUUUGUCCCUUCUGGUAAAUGCAGAAAAUUUUAAAACUUCCUCAUCUUUCUCUACUUUCAUUCUAGCACUCCCAGGAUCUCCUUGUUUAGUAUCUUCUUGGCAUCUAAAUUUUACAGCCCAACUAAAAAUAUUUUAUCAACUUUUUAGAAAUUUUCACUUUCAAUAUACAGAAUGUUAGUAAAUAACUAGAUGUAAUUUUUUCUGUCCACUCCUGUCUUCUCACACCCUGAAGUUGUGAUAAGUCCUCCCAAGGAGGUUGUGAACACACAAAAACACACACACAUACACAUUGAUCUAAACUCAGUUACAUUGCACUUGGCAAAUAUUAUUCAAGGAAGAUGGAGGCAUCUUUAGGUAGCACUGAUUUUUGGACAUAGUCUGUCCUGGGUCUAACCCCACUGGCAGCAAGAAUUCUGAAUGUACUGGGGAUCCCUCUUUAGGCCUCAAACACAGUGCAAUCCCUCCAGCAUUGCUAAAAACUAAAGACUCAGAAACUAGGUCUACACACAUCACUGCGGUCUUAAUCAUAGCAAAAUGUGAUAAAUUAUGUUGUGAAAAAAAAACACUGAAUCUAUGGCCACUUUGUGUCUAAUGUACUCUAGUACAAAAAAAAAAAUUCUUGGAUGUUAAAAAUUCCUUGUGUGAAAACUGUAGGGUUCUGUCUGUUCUGUUACUCUCUGUAGACUUGACAGCAGUCCCUCCAUUUAUGCUUAGCAAAGUUCCAUUGGUCAGUCCCAAAUGGUGUUUUGAAGCACAACUAAACUGAGCACUGAGUACCUACAUGAUUUCUCAGUUCAAGUUUGUCUGUUUCCUUCAAUGUAGAGAGUUGUUAAAACUGAACACCUAAUUGCAAACAUCCCUGAUAUGACAUUAACUAAAAAAGUUUGGGCUAUGUCUCAGCUACAUGUUUGCAUUUUUUGCAGCUAAAUUAAUAUUUGUAUAUUCAAAGUUUUGUUUAAAACACUUCACUGAUUUUUUUAAAUCGAUUCCUCCUGUUCUAAGGUGCCUUUCUUACCUCCCAUUGACUCCGUGAUUCUGAAAGUUCCUAAAUUACAGGUCAAACAGUCUAAGAGGAGGAAAUCAGGCACAAAGUGACAUUUCAUACUCAUUUGCAAAGCAAAACUAUAAGGAAUUAAAAAGCCUGAACAACUAAAUUAAUGAGUAAUUUCAUUCAAUUAGAUUAAGAAACCACAUAAUUGUUAACCUAUCUCCCCAGAAGCUGGUACUUUUUUGCCUUAAAUAACAUGGCUGUGUUUUAUUAGAGAAGUUUAAUUAUGUGCUUUUAAGUGAACAGUUCUGAAAGUCAUAUAUGACAAUACAAGUGUCUACUUCCUGAAAACAAAUAAAUCAGAAAUAUUGUAUCCAUUUCAAGCUUCUAUUAAAAUGUAAUUUCCUUUGCUCUCUUUAA